This is a messenger RNA of Homarus americanus (American lobster), 5966 nucleotides long. RefSeq names its product protein kinase shaggy-like. Lineage: Eukaryota; Metazoa; Arthropoda; Malacostraca; Decapoda; Nephropidae. Gene Ontology annotation, cellular component: cytosol; nucleus; axon. The coding region runs from base 448 to 1752 and encodes 434 amino acids. The transcript is spliced from 10 exons. The record is from RefSeq and is a predicted model, not a curated record. Gene Ontology annotation, biological process: protein phosphorylation; signal transduction; negative regulation of canonical Wnt signaling pathway. Gene Ontology annotation, molecular function: protein serine/threonine kinase activity; ATP binding.
UAUAGACCUUAAUACACAACCCAGUAAUAUUCCUUAUAGUUCAAUAUUCCCGGAUAAAUAAGUUUUAGUCUAGUGGAGGUUCUGGUAGGGUCAUAAAAGGAAAGUAGACCAAGCCGUCUGCUGGGUAGAGUCCCGUGUGUUGAGAACUUCAGAUGUGAGGAUCAAUAAUGGAACGCAUCUCAGUAAGGCUGUGAAUAUCAAGAGUGCAUAGCAGAGGAGAAAUCUUUGGCAAAUACCACUAAUGUAUUGGCCCUUUGUGGCGUAUUUUAGGGGUUAUGGCUCCCUUAUAGUGUGUACAUUAUAGUGAUAAGUCUAGUGAGAUGGAAGGUAGAGUGGUAUAGCAGGAAACAUGGACCUGCCUAGCAGUGCUGGGCUCCUGAUUCUUUCGUGCGCGUGAAAUGAAACGGGAUUUUCGUAAGUUUCCUCCUUAUUUGAACCUUUUCGACGAUGAGUGGACGACCCAGGACUACAAGCUUUGCUGAAGGAAACAAAGGACCACCUUCAGUUUCCUUCCCGGGCAUGAAAAUAAGCAGAAUCAAACCAGGUAAAGAUGGCAACAAGAUCACAACAGUCAUUGCCACCCCGGGUCAGGGCUCAGAUAGACCGCAGGAGGUAUCGUACAUGGACACAAAAGUCAUUGGCAAUGGCAGUUUCGGUGUGGUGUUCCAAGCCAAGCUGUGUGAGACUGGAGAACUCGUCGCCAUCAAGAAGGUGCUGCAAGAUAAACGCUUUAAGAACCGAGAACUUCAGAUAAUGAGAAGACUAGAACACUGUAAUAUAGUCAAACUGAUGUAUUUCUUCUACUCCAGUGGAGAUAAGAAAGAAGAAGUGUUCUUGAACCUAGUGUUAGAGUUUAUCCCAGAGACAGUAUAUAAAGUAGCAAGGCAUCACAGCAAACAAAAACAGACUAUACCAAUCAGCUAUAUUAAGUUGUACAUGUAUCAGUUGUUCCGGAGCCUUGCCUACAUUCACUCUUUGGGUGUGUGUCAUCGUGACAUCAAACCCCAGAACCUCCUUUUGGACCCCGAGACUGGGGUUCUCAAGCUUUGUGACUUUGGGAGUGCCAAACACUUGGUACGUGGGGAGCCCAAUGUUUCCUACAUCUGUUCGCGUUACUACAGGGCUCCAGAACUCAUAUUUGGGGCCACUGAUUACACCACCAAUAUUGAUGUAUGGAGUGCGGGAUGCGUGCUGGCGGAGCUCCUGUUAGGUCAACCCAUCUUCCCAGGUGACUCGGGUGUCGACCAGUUAGUGGAAAUUAUUAAAGUUCUUGGAACGCCCACCCGGGAGCAGAUCAGGGAGAUGAACCCCAACUAUACCGAGUUCAAAUUCCCACAAAUUAAGUCUCAUCCAUGGCAAAAGGCAUUGAUGGCUCGCAUGGCUGAUUCUCCUAACAAUGAUAAAAAGCAUCAGAAGCUUAGAGUGUUUCGUCAGCGCACGCCCGAGGAUGCUAUUAACCUUGUUGCUCGGCUGUUAGAGUACACGCCCUCGGCUCGCAUCACACCGCUUCAGGCCUGUGCACAUAAGUUCUUCGACGAACUCAGGGACCCCAGCACCAGACUACCCAACAACCGGGAACUGCCGCCCCUCUACAACUUCACCGAACAAGAAAUCAAGAUCCAACCUGAGUUGAACAGUAAAUUGAUUCCUGCACAUUAUCGUGGGGAACCAGCCAACAGCAGCGGCGGCGGCGGCUCAUCCGCUGUAGACUCCUCGGAGGGUGCUGCAGCUGCUGCCGCUAAUGAAAACUGAGCUGGGAGGUGGUCGGCUCAGCCAGCCACCCCUGCAGCCUCCCCGUCUGCUUCCCUGCCCCCUUGUGCCCUGCCGUUGACUGCUCCAAUGUGGAUAAGGCCUGGCCGAAGGGGCUGCGGAGGCCUGUCUUCUUGGGCGGAUAGCUGUACCUCAAGCUGCAGUCUGGCUGUAAAUCAUGCGGCCCUCAUGAUGUGUAAAGUGUAAAUACAUUGAACAAUACUAGUGAACGACUCCCCAGGCUUGAGGCACCCAGCAGCCACACCGUUUGCUUGUUAUUGCAUACACUGUUGUGCCAGUGUGGCUGGGCCCAGGUGUCCUCGACCUUGAGGCAGGAGCUCGGUGCUGACGGCUAGCCCUCGGGUGCCCAGCCCACUGCAUGUGUGGUAGCUACUGCUCACGGGGUCGUGCGAGCACCCAACCCCUCGCCCAGCAGUGGAACCAGCCUCGGAUGCGUUGUAUUUGUCUUGGACUAUCAUAGUUAGGUCCAUCAUGUCUGCACCAAGUUUUGUAGGCCACUGUUGCAUGGGAGUCUGUAUGCUCUGACGAGGUGUAUAGUUUGACCAACAGCAAUGUGCUCCCUCUUGGUAUUCUGCUGCCUCCCACCUCCCCUGCUGUCCCCUUACCUUCUCACCUGCAGCAGCUAGUUCACCCCAAGCCAGUGCUAGUGAUGAGUUGUGAGUUGUUGGUGUGUCACACUGAGUUAGUGCCAAUGUUACUUGUAGUAUCACCUCUGUUUGCCCGCCCUGGGCUCACUUUGUUCCUGCUCUUCUGCCGGGGACACCAGCUUCCCAUGUAGCAUCAGUGUCCCUGGAAUUGCAAAAAAAAAUUAUUAUUAUUAUUAUUAUAAGGAGGCCAGCCUGGGCUUCACUGGUCCCUAGACAGCACAUACACCACCACACUAUCCCAUCACCAGUAUAGGGCGAGUUAGGGCUCGUCACCAUAUUAUGUGAUCUGUAACCAUCAUAGUGUGGAUCAUUUCUCGUGAUCCAUCACAGUUAUGGUCGAGGUUGUACAGCCCGUGGCAGGAUAGGCUAGGACUGGACGACGUGCUCGCACCGCUUGCACAGAAGUCGUCAUGAUGAGGUUUAUGGCAUUGUCCCUCUGAAAAGGCUGAUGAACUAAUAGGAAUGGCAAGCAGUCUGUUGCUUGUCUAGCAUUUUAAUGUUGGAAUUCUUCUUCUGUAUAUAGUGUUCAUUUUCACUUUGCCAUCACAAGUACAAUUUAUACAUAGACAGUCCUUCAAGUGGUCUCUGCAGACGACCAGGGCCCUUGGCCACCUUGUAGUUCAUCACAGAGUAUUUGAAUGGAUGCUACUGUUCAAUGAAUCUUGUGUGAUCCUCUGUACUGUUCGAUUGCUGGUGGAGAGGUGUCAGUGUAUCAUAAUGAUUGUCCUCUUUUUCCUUUCUUUCUAAUUAACCCUAUUGUAUAAGUGAUUGAGCAGGAAGAUGAUAAUGCUAACUCAGUAAACUACACCCUUCCCAUCCCCCAUCCCUCCCCCCUGAUGGUUUUGUCCAACACCAUCCAACCAGUGACACUUGCAUGGAAGCCUAGUUAUACCAUCAGUGAUUAGGAGCUUUAGAAGGUCGUACUACAAUAAGGUUCAUAAUCGACAUCCACGACUGGAAAGAACUACUUGAACCUCAUUGAACUACUGUCCAGGGCUUGUAAUUACUCUUUUAAAGCAUUUGCUCAUGUCAUGUUUCUCAUUUAAUAUGAUGCAGUGGGAGACAAAAUAAGUGAACGGCCUGGUUGCUAUUUUUUUCUCCUAGCAUGGAUGAUAUCAUAGUUUUUUAACUAUAAUAUUGUGAUUGGUACUGCUAUGGUAGGUACAAAAAGGGUAUUAUCCUUCUUGUCUGAAAAUAUUGAAUACACAGAUCGCAUCACCAGUUUGAGCUUUAAAAUAUUUCAUGAGGUUCAUUUCUAUAUAUUGCAAAGUAGGAAGUAAAGCCUUAUUUUAAUCAAAUCAAAAGUUUAGCUUGAUUGAAAGCUUUACUCUUCCUCCAGUGAGACUGUCCAUUCUCUCAAUCAGAUUUGUUUCAUCACGAAAUCUCAUCUUUUUAGUCAUAUAACUCGGUGAAAACCUCUUCACACCCAUGUUUUAAGGGCAUCAAGCCCACCAAUACCUCGAUUGCCCCAGGCCCAUUUAAUAACAAUUUUUGAUUGUCCACGACAGUGGGUUUUAAUUAUUGUGUUUGUUACAUAACUGGUAGAAUACAACUCACGGACAGAACACUCGUGUUAAAAUCUUUGGUCUUGGCCGAUCAGAGGUGAAUUAAGUGGGGCCCGAGAGUGCUUGAGGCAUUGGUGUCGUGCAUCAGACUCUCACACGGAUCAUUUAGGGCCUAGGGCAAGUGAAGUGAAGCAGGAUGGGCUAAUAUAUAUAUUCAUAGGCCGAUAAUCUCCGUUAUUCACAGUCUUGUCUAUACAGGGCAUGAGAUUUUGAGAUUUAUAUAUUGUUUACUCUCAUUUCAGAAAAUAAGCAUAAAUUGUACAUAAUGACAAAAAUCUCAUGCUCUGGAUACACAGGUUGUGGGUAACUGUGGUGUUGGUCAUCUCAUCACCUAGUACAGUAUAUUCUGCUACUCAUCCAGGGCACGAAAUAAUUUUCCUUUCAAUAUUGUAGUAAAAUGGACAAGUUCAGUGUUGGCGAGUUUUAGACGGGACUUUCAAUUGGGUUUCAUAUUCCAUUUGACAGUGCAAAAUAGUGAGCCAUUAUUGAAGUCCCCACAUCAGAAGGACAUUCACUGAAUAAGUCAAUACUGUAUAUGAAGAUGCAGUGCUGGGCGUUUGUGGGUAUUGCUGCAAGAAAAUCUCUGUCAUCCUUGAUUUGUGGCUUGUUCACUCAAUAGAAUGAAACACAAUUUGUGCAGAAGUAAUAUAUAUAUAUAUAGACUGCAACAUGUAGUGAUAGAGAUAGAAACUUUUGCCGGGAGGGGACAUGACAAGACCAGGUGUGUGUGCGUGUUUGUGCGGUGGGUUGUCAAAGAAGGCAUGAUUACUGUAUGAAAAUGAAGCAGUUUUAAUCUAUUGGGUGUCUAAAUUUGUUGUGCUAAGGAUGUAUAAAAGUAUGAAAUUGUUGAUGAUCCCGAGUUCCCCUUUUGUAAAAAUAUGAGGAUACCAGGGUAAGUUUAGCAUAUAAUACCUCAUGUACAGAAAAAGGUGAACAGCAGUAAGAUGGAUUUUGAAUAUGGUAAAUUGGAGUAUUAAGAGCUCUUGUUUUUAAUUCAGGACAGACAGGCGUGACAACCCAGGCACUACAAUAAGGAGCUGUUACCAGUUGACAGAUGAGUUUUGCCACAAUAGAGGGCUUAAUGGUUUAUUAUUAUUGUUUACGUGAUAGGCGUAGCAAUUGACCCGAGAGUUGAGGUGGAGUGCUCAACUGUCUGUCAAUGGUGUGACACACGGCCGCGACACUUCUCCGAGGAACACACGGCCGCGACACUCCUCCAAGGAAAGAUGCCCCGACUCUUGGAGAAACGGCGGAAUUUGUCGGGUAAACUUAAUCGAUUCAGCAGUUGGAGGGUCUUGAAUGUAUCCUUUGUGGUAUGAAUUAACAUUGCUCAAGUUUCUCCUGUUCGUGUAUUUAUUGUUACGUUGUGGAACAGUUUUCGAAGGUUGGGAUAAGUGGUAACACUUUGAUUCUAAUAGAUUUUAUUGUAAUUGUAUCCUUUCAGUUUGUUGGUACUGAUAGAUAAUGUUAAGCUUAAAUAUACUAAGUAUCUCGACAUUUACAAGAAACAUUAACUAUCAGCCAAUUCUGUUUAUUUAACGAUGAAUUUCUCAUGAAUGGAGUAACGGAGGCCGGACGUUAAAUGAGCCUUGGAUCCUCGUGUGAUGGAAAUAUAGGGGGGUGGGUUUUAGGCACCAGAAAUGUUUGAUAUAUCCACACACACAGGCAUCACGUAGCUGUCAGCUAAAUCUAGGAAUCUGUCGUGGAAAAGCGUGAGCCCCUUCGCUGAGUAGUGUCGCGGCCCACUUUUGAUGAGGGAAUCCUAUCCUGAGUUCACAACACCUUAGCCAAUAAUAUUUGUAAUUACCCUAAUGUAAAAAUGUACUCUAAUGCUUAAAGUGUGCUUUUAAAUUAAUGUAGAUGCAACUGUUCUUGUUCUUAUGUUUUUCUUAAUGGAUGUACUUUUAAAUGACAACAUGUAGUACAUGUACUAAGUUUAUAGUAUAAUUGUUUUAAUAAAGAGCAGUUGUAUUACUGUCACAUG